Messenger RNA from Cryptomeria japonica (Japanese cedar), 1917 nucleotides. Its product is annotated as probable aspartyl aminopeptidase. The transcript has 11 exons. The record is from RefSeq and is a predicted model, not a curated record. The coding region runs from base 174 to 1664 and encodes 496 amino acids. Gene Ontology annotation, molecular function: zinc ion binding; aminopeptidase activity. NCBI's taxonomy places the organism in Eukaryota, Viridiplantae, Streptophyta, Pinopsida, Cupressales, Cupressaceae. Gene Ontology annotation, biological process: proteolysis.
UAUUUCGGAAAAGAAAGUAACAACCCCAACGAUAUUCUCUCUGUACACGGCUGGCGUCGUAUAGACAACAAUAAAGCAGCACAAACCCUUCUGAAUUUAAUUUACUCUCAAAUUUAUGACUAUUUUUGGCUUCUAAAUAUCAAUUUCAGCUUUAAGAAAAAUAAAACGCAGCAAUGGUUAAAGCAAGCAAAGCAGAGAUUCAUCCCGUGGUCGCUGAUUUUAUUGAUUUCUUAAAUGCUUCUCCCACUGCAUUCCAUGCUGUCGAUGAGGCCAAGAGGCGGCUGAAACAUGCCGGUUAUGAGCAGCUAUUCGAAAGAGAAGAUUGGAAUUUAAAGGAAGGUGGAAAGUACUUUUUUACGCGCAAUUAUUCAACCAUUAUUGCAUUUGCCAUUGGCCAAAAGUACACUGCAGGGAAUGGUUUUCACAUAGUAGGUGCUCAUACAGAUAGCCCUUGCCUCAAAUUGAAGCCUUAUUCUAAGGUUAGUAAAGGGGGAUUUCUGGAAGUUGCUGUUCAAACAUAUGGAGGUGGAUUGUGGCACACUUGGUUUGACCGAGAUUUGUCAGUUGCUGGCCGGGUGAUUGUAAAGCGAAAUAUUGAUGGUGCUCCGUCAUACAGUCAUGAGCUUGUUAGGAUCCAAGAGCCUAUACUCCGAGUACCCACUCUUGCUAUUCACUUAGACAGGGGUUCAAAUGAUGGAUUCAAAGUUAAUACACAGUCUCACCUUCUACCAGUUCUGGCAACAGCUAUCAAGGCUGAAGUUAAUAGGCAAGGAGAUUCAAAUGAAAAAUGCAUGACAACAACCAAUGGUGACCAAAAGUCAGAGAAAGAUCAGAAGGCUGCAGAAGGUGGAGAUUCUGAUAUUAAGAAGCAUCAUCUGCUUUUACUAGAGUUACUUGCCAGUAAGCUUGGCUGUAAACCAGAGGAAAUUUGUGAUUUUGAAUUGCAAUUAUGUGAUACACAACCAAGUGUGGUUGCUGGUGUUGAAAAAGAGUUUAUAUUUUCAGGCCGUCUUGACAACCUAUGCAUGUCAUUUUGUUCACUCAAGGCAUUGCUCGAUGGAACAGCAUCUGAAGAAUCGCUUCAAGAUGAGACUGGAGUAAGGAUGGUAGCUUUAUUUGAUCAUGAAGAAGUGGGUUCUAACUCUGCACAAGGUGCUGGCUCUCCUGUGAUGUUGGACGCUUUCUCAAGAAUAACCUCUUCUUUGAGUGCUUAUGACUCUAAGGUAUCACUUGAGAAAGUAAUCCAGAGAAGCUUUCUAGUAUCUGCUGACAUGGCACAUUGCUUGCAUCCAAAUUACAUGGACAAACAUGAAGAAAACCAUCAACCCAAGAUGCACAAUGGGCUCGUCAUAAAAAGUAAUGCAAAUCAACGCUAUGCAACUAAUGCCGUGACAUCCUUUAUUUUCCGAGAAAUUGGCAAAAAGCACAAGAUUCCUGUACAGGAUUUUGUGGUCCGAAAUGAUAUGGGAUGUGGAUCUACUAUAGGUCCGAUUUUGGCGAGUGGAGUGGGCAUUCGCACAGUAGAUGUUGGGGCACCACAGUUGUCAAUGCAUAGUAUACGAGAGAUGUGUGGGGUCGAUGAUGUAAUUUAUUCUUAUGAGCAUCUGAAAGCAUAUUUUGAGGAGUUUACAAAUCUUGAUUCUCAAAUCAAGGUUGACUUCUAAUUUCAUGCUAUAACUUGAUGUAAAAUUGUUCCCCAUUUGGUGUUGAUAUCCAAGUUGGGAAAAGAUAAAAGUUUACUCCACUUAAUGCAUGAAUUAUUAGUGUCUUAUUUAUUACUCAGUAGGUGCAUUCUGUUCAUGGCUUUUGUAAGGACGAUGAACAUAUCUCCGUUUCUCCAGCCAAGCUUGAAUCGUGUGCUAUAGAGAUGUUAUGUGCUUUGUUUAUUAUAAUAAUGAACGUGAAACAUUUGUGGUG